GCGGCCCGCUCCCUCCUCCCGCGGGCGGGAGCUGGGGCCAAGUGGGCGCGCCCGGCCCGGGGCGGGCGGGAUCCGGUGUCGGCGGCAGCUGCCAGUGCGGCGGGCGCGGGCGCGGAGCGAGCGGCCGGCGGGGCCGGCUAUUAAUAACGCGGCCGCCCAGCCCGGGGUCGCGCAGCCAUGGCCAGCCCGGAGCCCCGGCUCGAGGGGGACGGCGCCACCCAGGCCGCGAGAGAAACAAGAACGGAAGCCAGUUCUUCUCUCGAAGAGAACUCUGAAUCCCCGAGUGAGGUGGGGACUUUGAACCCAGAAGUUACUCUGUCUUUGGAGGGGACCUUGAACUUAGAGGACAUUCUCUACCUGGGGGACACAGGUGACCUCGAUGAGACACUCUUCGUGGAAGAGACGGAGAAGCCUGAGGAGGCACUGUAUAUCGAGGAGACCAGGCAACCAGGGGAGGCCCUGGAGAUGGACGAGCCUAUGAAGCCAGAGGAGAUACUAUAUGUGGACGAGCCCACGCAGCCAGAAAAGACCACAAGCCCAGAGCAGACCAGUUCCGGGGGAGAGACGGUCACGAGCGAGGAGAAACCCAGCCCUGAGGAGAGCCUCCAAGCCGGGCCUGGUCCCAGCACAGACAGCCUGAGCAUAGAGGACCUGGAAUUGCUAGAGGAGCGUUUCCAGCAAUGUGUCCAAGCUGUGGCCCAGCUGGAAGAGGAGAGGGAUCAGCUCAUCCACGAGCUGGUGUUGCUCCGGGAACCAGCCCUGCAGGAGGUGCAGCAGGUCCAUCAGGACAUCCUGGCCGCCUACAAACUGCACGCCCAAGCAGAGCUGGAGAGGGACGGGCUGAGGGAGGAGAUCCGGCUGGUCAAGCAGAAGCUGUUCAAGGUGACGAAGGAAUGCGUGGCCUGCCAAUACCAGCUCGAGUGCCGCCGGCAGGACGUGGCCCAGUUUGCCGAUCUCCGGGAAGCGCUGACCACACGGGCAGCCCAGCUCUCGGAGGAACUGGCCCAGCUCCGGGACGCCUAUCAGAAGCAGAAGGAGCAGUUACGGCAACAACUAGAAGCACCUCCCAGCCAGAGGGACGGGCACUUUCUCCAGGAGAGCCGGCGGCUCUCUGCCCAGUUUGAGAACCUCAUGGCAGAGAGCCGCCAAGGCCUGGAGGAAGAGUAUGAGCCUCAGCUGCUGCGGCUCCUGGAGAGGAAAGAAGCUGCCGCCAAAGCGCUGCAGAAAACCCAGGCCGAGAUCCAGGGGAUGAAGGAGGCUCUGAGACCCCUGCAAGCAGAGGCCCGGCAGCUCCAGCUGCAGAACAGGAACCUGGAGGACCAGAUCUUGCUCGUGAGGCAGAAACGAGAUGAGGAGGUGCAGCAGUACAGGGAACAGCUGGAGGAAAUGGAAGAACGACAAAGGCGGUUAAGGAAUGGGGUACAACUCCAGCAACAGAAGAACAAAGAGAUAGAGCAGCUAAGGAUCAGCCUCGCCGAAGAGCUCUCAACUUAUAAGGCUAUGCUAUCCAAGAGCCUGGGACAGGCUAACGCUCCCACUUCUCAGACAGGUGGAAUCGAGACACAGUCUCAAGGGGCUGUUUAGAAACAUAUGGCCAAAUCUGCAAUCCAGAAACAGCAACACAAAACUUCUUAGCAAAGGAUCACUAAGUAUCCUCUGGACAUACUUUUUUUUCCAAGAGAAGGGAGUGCCAGGGACUUGGCAAGCAAUUCACCCUGGGAAAGUUACAAAUACUGGCUGACCUGUUUAAAAAGAUUCUAAGGCUGGCUGGAGGCAGAACACCAUCAGUCAAGGCUUAGGUGGAGUCUAUUUCAUAGGCUGCUGGUACCAAGCUAAAUGCACUUAGCAACGGAAAAAGAAGCCUUCUGUUCUCCAGCAGCAACCCCCACGUGCGGAGUAAAGGAUGGAUGUAUGGACACACUUUAGUGUUGUGAAGAAUGUAUCUUGCCUUGUGUUGACCCAAAACAAAAACCUUUUUUGGAGCACAGGUAGGGUCAAAAAGGCAGCCGAUUUUCAUUAUAUGGGUUUACAAUUUGAAUUCUUUUGUGCCAUGAGUAUUAGACUUUAAAAUGAAUCCUUUUACAAAGUUUAAGUCUGUGCAGACUCAUACAGUUUACUCCUAAUUCUGUGAAGAUAAUUUUCGCUAUACUCUAAAAGAACUACUGACUUGGAAAAAAGGAACCAAUCCAGAUUUGAACCUAAAGGUUAAGAAUACUCAGAUUUUCCCAAAGACUGUGUCUCAUGAAAAUGAUUCUGGGUCAGAGUGAUCUACUCAGUUAAAUUGAGUGCCUGGCAAAGAACCAGGCAUUUUAUCUGGUUAUGGUACUUAGUGAUAAAGGCUUUCAAGAGCCUAUUAUUUCUAACCUCUAAGUACAGACCCCAGUGAAAAAUAUACUGGGGAGAUUCAACCUCUCUAUGGGAAAAGGUUCAAACACCUUUUCCAAAUUUAAAAUUUGCCUUAAAUGCUCUCUGCCACAUUGCCUUUGACAGUCUUGAAAGUCCAUAUAGUUCUCUAGAGAGACUUCAAAAAGAUGUGAUUUUAUCAAAGACUAAUCCUGUGCCUCUCGGGUUCAGCGUUUUAUGUCUUGCACUUUCCCUGGGAAGGAGUGAACCUCUUUUCUCUAGCUCUGGGUCUAUUAUAUUUAAUUCUGCUCUUGAUAGUCAAAGACCAGAGACAAUUACUGUCCUCUGAACAACCCUUCGAGAAGCCAGACUGGUGUUUGAUGAAUGUUAUGUACUAAAUAAAACCCAUCAGCAUGGGGUUACGUAGAAAAGCAAUUUAUUCCAUUAUAAGCACUUACACAGUUAGUCAUGGAGAGUAACAGGCCUGCUGGUGAAACAGGUCACCCAAAAUAGAGAUGGUACCAAACUAGUGGUCAAGGACUAACUCCUUUAAAAAAAAAAAAAAAAAAAAAAAAAAAAAAAGCAACUCUUAUCCAGGAUUAAUUUAAUUUUAAAAACAAAUACAAGCUAUCAAUUCACUCUUCUCAACUCAACUGGACAGUCUACCUGUGGUAUAACUGUCAGGUAAAAACAUACAUCUUUACAACUUGGUGGUCCCAAGUUUUUUAAAAAAACCAUUUCACAGAAAGGAAAGAAAUAUGAAAACAGCUCAAGAAAUACACUAACAAGCAAAAAUAUAUGGGGAAAGAGGAACACAUAGGUUUGACUUAACUGAAGAAACAGGGGAGACUGGUCUACAUAGGAAAAUGUGCAUCCUGGAAAGUCAGGUGUGAAGAUUUCAGAAGAGGAAUUUAUAGGACUUGAAUCUCCCCCAUUUCCUGAAUAAAAAUGACAUCGUGUGGUAUUUAUA
Felis catus (domestic cat) is the source of this 3313-nucleotide messenger RNA. It is a transcript of the gene SYNC, whose product is annotated as syncoilin, intermediate filament protein. The record is from RefSeq and is a predicted model, not a curated record. The coding region runs from base 178 to 1584 and encodes 468 amino acids. Gene Ontology annotation, cellular component: cytosol; sarcolemma; intermediate filament. Gene Ontology annotation, biological process: intermediate filament-based process. NCBI's taxonomy places the organism in Eukaryota, Metazoa, Chordata, Mammalia, Carnivora, Felidae. The transcript has 5 exons.